This is a messenger RNA of Tripterygium wilfordii, 1471 nucleotides long. Its product is annotated as UDP-galactose/UDP-glucose transporter 7-like. Lineage: Eukaryota; Viridiplantae; Streptophyta; Magnoliopsida; Celastrales; Celastraceae. Gene Ontology annotation, cellular component: Golgi apparatus. The transcript is spliced from 8 exons. The record is from RefSeq and is a predicted model, not a curated record. Bases 335 to 1306 code for a protein of 323 amino acids. Gene Ontology annotation, molecular function: UDP-galactose transmembrane transporter activity; antiporter activity; UDP-glucose transmembrane transporter activity.
UCUCCACGCACACUCCACAUUUCACACGAGACCAAGCGUCCUCCUUUAUGGGCUUUUAUCGCUCACGCAAUCCACCCAUCGACCGGACAAAACUCUUCUCUUGAAUUGAUCCAAGAGCGUAAUUUGUUAAAAAAAUUGGAAAAAUAGACGGCCAUUAAUUGUAAAUUUGUUGAUUUUCAUUUGGUCCAUCAGGGUUGUUUAUUUGAUUUGGGUGUUCGAUUUGGAUGCGUAAGAGGUAGGAAUUCAUUCUUUUUGACGAUGUGAAUUCGCUACUGAAAGUUGUUGCAUUGAGAAUCAACUUCGUUUUAAUUAUUCGAUUCUCUCGCUAUCGGCCAUGGAAACUCGCGGUGAUGCUGAUACAAGUUCAUAUUUGAGUUUGUUUGCAGCCUUGUCGUAUGGGAUUGCCUCCAUGGCAAUGGUUUUCAUCAAUAAAGCAAUUCUUAUGCAGUAUGGACAUUCUAUGACCCUCCUCACCUUACAGCAAUUGGCAACGGUAUUGCUCAUUCACUUUGGUCGAGAAAUGGGAUACACGAGAGCUAGAAGAAUUGAUAUGCCAACCGCUAAGAAACUGCUCCCAGUUUCCCUCUUCUACAAUGCCAAUGUGGCGUUUGCUUUGGCAAGCUUGAAAGGAGUUAAUAUUCCCAUGUAUAUUGCAAUAAAGAGACUCACUCCACUAGCUGUACUGAUUGCUGGUUUUUUCACAGGAAAGGGGAAACCUACAACACAGGUAACUCUAUCAGUACUACUGACUGCUGGUGGGGUUAUUAUAGCGGCACUUGGAGACUUUUCCUUUGACCUGUUUGGUUAUUCGAUGGCCCUUACUUCCGUUUUUUUCCAGACCAUGUACCUUGUGUUGGUGGAGAAGUCUGGUGUGGAGGAUGGUCUUACUUCAGUUGAAAUAAUGUUCUAUAACAGCUUUUUGUCUCUUCCAGUUUUGAUAUUUCUCAUCAUGGCAACAGGAGAGUUUCCAAAUUCUCUGUCAUUAUUAUUUGCAAAGAGUAAUUCCUUAUCAUUUUUGUUUAUCCUUAUAACUUCCUUGGUGAUGGGCAUAGCUCUCAACUUCACCAUGUUCUUAUGUACCAUAGUCAACUCUGCCCUAACAACCACCAUCGUUGGAGUUCUCAAAGGCGUUGGAUCCACGACCCUUGGAUUUGUGUUGCUUGGUGGUGUGCAAGUGCAUGGUUUGAAUGUGAGCGGCCUGGUAAUCAACACAGCUGGUGGUGUGUGGUAUUCGUUUGCCAAAUAUCAACAGAAGAAGAGCAAACAACCAAAAGUAGUGGCAGAUAUAGAGGCUCAUCGUAAAUAAAACCACCAUCGGAGGAUUGCAGGUGUUAAUUAAUUACUACUUUUUUUUGCAUCUUGAAAUCAAGUUGAGAUAGAUAGAUAAUGGGAUUUAAUUUACAACUGAUUAUAUGAUAUUGUGGAAACUUCAUGUUCUUUUACCUCUUUUAUGGAUUAGACUCUAGUGGUA